Messenger RNA from Aphanomyces astaci, 519 nucleotides. RefSeq lists its product as hypothetical. The transcript is spliced from 2 exons. The coding region runs from base 1 to 519 and encodes 172 amino acids. Lineage: Eukaryota; Oomycota; Saprolegniomycetes; Saprolegniales; Verrucalvaceae. The record is from RefSeq and is a predicted model, not a curated record.
AUGUCGAUCGCACAAGUCGCGCAAUACCUCGAAGAGUUUGGCGCUACGGAGUCCGUCAAGCAGUAUGACGACUCGCUCCUACACUCUAUCGCGGCGCAACCUUCGUUCUACCGUCCGUGGCUGGCGAACAAGAACCAUGCACUACUCGAGCGCUACGUCGAUGCGCAUGCGUUACAACGUUUUGCUAUCACCCAUGACCCAUCGGAUACCAUCUGGUCGCAAAAACGCCUGUUGAUUGCUGAUGCGGCUAUGGAAACAUGGCAUCAAGAUGAACCUCCCACGGAUGGCGAACUAUUGGCGUAUCUGAUCUCCCGCGCUGUUGACAUGGCCGACAUUGCACGGGAAUUGGACUUAGCGCGGCGCUUACAGCCGGGCAGUUUCACUCUUAUCUGGUCAGACCAGACGCUCCACGACCAGGCGACCAACGCACUGGGUUCGAUGCUCCUCCGCCAAUCUCUACCUACGCGUUUCCACGAGGCCAUCAAGAUCGUCCAAACCGACCUUCCUCGCUACGCCUAA